Molecule: messenger RNA, 1659 nt
Organism: Scedosporium apiospermum
Lineage: Eukaryota; Fungi; Ascomycota; Sordariomycetes; Microascales; Microascaceae
Exons: 2
Coding region: 1-1659 (552 amino acids)
Source: RefSeq, a predicted model, not a curated record
AUGGAACUCCUUCUCCAGCCUCUCGACCUCGACGCCGUGACCGAGUCAGGACUACUCAGCAACGGGCCGCUUUCGCCCGAUUGGCAUGACCCCCAUAUUCAGGCGAGUCUGAGGAUGAGGGUUGGCCAUGAACACUUCCCCUGGCUGAUCGGCAAAUUCCGUCGACUAGACGAAAUAAUACGGAUAGUGUCGAGUGUAUUGCCCAUUCGCAACGGAAAAGUCGACCUCCCAUCGUCGGAAACUGUCGACUUUACAUUUCUCAGGUUGGCUGUCAGCUUUACUGGGAAGCGGCAGCUUCUAGUCGAGGUCGAGAAGAUAAAUGAGAGCAUCUCAAAGUUCCUGGAGAGGGACCUCCGCUGUGCGCAGGCCACGCUCAUUGGGCCUGCUAUCAUGUCAAAGGGGCGCAAAACAGCCAGCGCUGAGACGGCACGCCCAUUCCUAAACCUCCAAUCCCAAGCCUCGCGACUAUGUAGUAUACUCGACCCGCUAAAGUGGCCAUGUUCAUGCGGCAACCAGCACCGUUGUGGCAUCGCGACCUUCUGGAGUUAUGACACUGCAUGGCAUAGGGAAGGAUCUCUGAAUCUCCUGCUGGGCAACACCGGACAGGAAAGGCUACUAAAAGUGGGUUUCAAAGAGGCCUCUGAUUUAGGGCCGGGUGAAGGAGCCACCGCCGAAAAGAUAGAAGGGCGGUUUAAUAUCAGCCAAAUAUCUCAACUCAAGGAGGAGUUCCGGUCCGAGCCUGACUACAAAAAACGCAUCAAAAUGGGCAAAGAACAUAAGGUCGCUGCGCUCGCCACACCGUGCUUCAAUACUGUCCUUCUGCCUUUCAAACGAUCUUCGGAAACUAAAUGGCAACCCCGAAAGGCGAACAAACUAACUAUCAACAACACAACCUCAGCAGGGGCGGUUGGGGAUGCCCCUGGCCACAACGCUCAAUUUGCUUCUUCACCAACGCGAAGUGUCACACCACGAUCCUCCACGCCCGACGCCCAACCGGCGCCAGAGGAAAUUACAUGUGGCUUCUUCAGCGAUCCCUUACCGUCAAGAGAGCGUGGAUAUAUUAAAGAUGGGGACAAGAUAGUUUCCUUGAGAAUUGACACCGAUAAAUGCCUUGGUCAAAUUCAGGGACUUGGCCAAUUUUUGCACGCCAUUCCCUACUUGGACCAGAGAAUUCGGCUUAGUAUAAAGCUGGCAUACACCAUCCUCAGUCUCGGGACGUCGGUUUGGUUCCCACAACCCUGGAGUGGAGAGACUGUCCUCGUCUCGUCCGAGCAUCCAUCCGUUCCCUUUGUCACUCACAACUGUAUUCGCGAAGCUCUCCAUCGGACCAAGCCACCCUCCAGACCUCACGCCGAGAUGGCCGUUCUGACGGUGGGCAUUGUCCUUCUCCAGCUCAUAUUUCAGCAGACAAUAGAAGAGCAGCCCUUCUUCGAUAGGUACCGCUUUAGCGGAGAGGUGACGGAGUGGACUCUUCGGCAGGCUGCAAUGAAGUGGCAGGAGCAGGUCGAGGUAAUGUACGGGAGUGGUCUAGCGGAUGCCAUCUCCCGUUGCGUGGCGUUUAAUUUUGCAGUCGACCCAGAUUUGGGAAAAGCAGAGUUUGUCCACGAGGUGCUUGAGGCUGUUGUAGAGCCGUUGGAAAUGUUCAGUCUCCGGUUUUGA